This is a messenger RNA of Medicago truncatula (barrel medic), 1166 nucleotides long. RefSeq names its product SKP1-like protein 1B. The coding region runs from base 527 to 1006 and encodes 159 amino acids. Gene Ontology annotation, biological process: ubiquitin-dependent protein catabolic process. The record is from RefSeq and is a predicted model, not a curated record. The transcript has a single exon. NCBI's taxonomy places the organism in Eukaryota, Viridiplantae, Streptophyta, Magnoliopsida, Fabales, Fabaceae.
UGGAGUGAGAACAUAAACAUAUAGAAUGUAUAUUUAAAACAUUUCAUUGCAUAUUUGUGAAUCAUAAUAUUUUCUUAUGGAAUCAUUUAUGUCAAACAUAAUAUUUAUAGAGUAAACUGGUAUUGAAUUUAAAACAAAAUUGUUUUUGUUGUGAAUUCGGACUCAAAACUCACACCAAUACAAACUAUGAUGUGUGGAGCAAAGGAAAGUAGUAACCAAUAUCAAAGCAAACAAUAAACAACAACAAUAAUGACAACACGUAGAUCUAAUCUAGUAAUCAAAGUGAAAAGGGCCAUAGAAAAGCCCAAGUUUGUGAAUUUUUAUAGACUUGAUCGUUGUUUUUAAAUAUUCAUGAUAGUAUGUUAAUAUUUGCUAAAAACGGGCAUAGAAGAGCCCAAGUUUUGCACGUCAUUCGACCUAGAAUGGUUCUUUGCCCAAGUUUUUCAGAACCACCCAUGACAAAAAAGAAUGAUUCCAUAAUACAUAUUAAUCAUUUUGAAAACUGUUGAAAUGUGUCUCAAAAUUGAUGUUGAAGUCUGGAAAAAUCGUGGCACUUUUGCAGGGCAACGUGGCACGAUUGAAUGGUUCAGCUUUUGGGUUGCCACUGGAAAAUUUGUGGCACGAUGCAGGAGGAACGUGGAAGACGGAUGGUCUUGAGUAUCGUAAGAAAGUUUCGAGUUCUAAAGAAAAGAAAUCCGGUGAAGAUGUUUCUAAGGCUGCUGUUGCUGCUGUGAGUUCUGAAGAGAAAGAAGUGAGUAAGGAGAAUGAGCUGGAGAAGUGGGAUGCUGAAUUUAUUAAGGUUGAUAACGUUACGCUCUUUGAACUCGUUCUUGCUGCAAACUAUUUGGACAUCAAGAACUUGCUGGAGCUUACUUGCAAGACAGUAGGCGAGAUUAUGCAUGGUAAGACAUCGGAGCAGAUUCGCCAGACUUACAAGAUUGUGAAUGACUUCUCUCCUGAGGAAGAGGAAGAAAUCCGAAAGGAAAAUCAAUGGGCUUUUGAAUGAAGUCCAUCAAUGUAGAACUUCUUAAUAGUAGAGACUAGUUUGACAAUGAUAGUUUAGAGAUUAAAUUGUGUUUUAUUCGUUAUUAUAAUUUUGGCAUCUUACAAUUGCAAUCAAGGAUCAGUCAUGUGGAUUUAUGUUAUGCUUUGUUUUAUUCAUCAAA